UUCGUCUGCAGCAAACGCUUCACCCUCAUGUUGUGUGAAGUUAUAAGCUGGGACUCAGUUUUCAUGACGCCAGAAAAGCUGGGGAAAUGCUGCACACGUAUGUCAGACUGUUCAUGAAAGUCUUCUCGGACACACUUCAUUGCCCAUCCCUUACUGUCGUCCUGUCUCUGGAACGCUGUCCCCUCUGCACUCCAUGUGACUGACACUGCCUCUGUCUCCCGUUCUAGCUCAGGUCACCUCCUCAGAAAGGCAUUUUCUGACCAUGCCAUCUAAAGUAGAAUCCCCCACUUCAUCAUUUUCUGUUUAUUUCCUCAAGAAUUUCUAUCAAAUUCUGAAAUUACCUCGUGUAUUUUCUGCCUUCCUCCCUUGGCAGUAAGUUCCAUGAAAUCAGAGACAUUUUCUUGUUCACUGCAUUGUUGGAGAACUUGUACAGUUGAUUCUGAAAUAUUUGCUGAGUGAAUAGCCAUGAAGUGACAGAGUUAAUGUUUAUCUGACUUCAGAGACUAAAGGCCAAGCAGUCCCCAAUGUUCCAAGAACCCUCUGUAUUUGCCACGGAGCGUGGAGCAGUUCAGGUGCGCAUGUGAAGCACACAGCCUUUCUCCUCCGGCUCACUAGCGACUGAGAAGAUCAACGGUAGCCAAGAAUCCAAACACCCUUUGCCAUGCUGGGCACUUCAAAUAUUCUUUUGUUUUGAGAAAAUUGAAAACAUCAAAAAUUCAUCAGGCAUGUUAUGGAAGAUUAAGCAAAGAUUGCAUCUCAGAUGACAAAAUAAGGGCAGAACUUUCUUUUUAAAAUCCAUAAUAGUAUGUCACCUAUGAAGAUCACUUAAUGCAAUAACUAUUUAUAUAUUUCUACUACUCUGUGUUCAGUGAGUAUACAAAUGGUACUGUGACCUUCAGCGGUUGUUCAGCCACUUGGUUCCAGGUCUCCUAGCUGUAGAAGCGCAAUCGCUGUCGGGGGGAGUUGCGUACCAGACGCUGCGGAGCUGCCCGGCUGGAUCCUCCCGCAGCUCCAUCCUGAGUCCGCUUUCCCGCGGGCCCGUCGUGAGGCAGCUCCUGGGGUGAUGGCAGCGUGGGGGUCCCGGCCCGCAGUCCUGCGCCUCCUGCUCCUCGUCCCGCUGGUUGCCGGGCGCCAGGGUCCGGGCGGCGCACCCGGAGGAUUAGCUGAACCAUUCUUUGUUGCAAAACAUGAAGAUAGGUUGUUUAAGAAUUUAUUCCAAGACUAUGAAAGAUGGGUUCGUCCUGUGGAACACCUGCAUGACAAAAUAAGAAUAAAGUUUGGCCUUGCGAUAUCUCAGCUGGUGGACGUGGACGAGAAAAAUCAGUUAAUGACAACAAAUGUCUGGCUGAAACAGGAAUGGAGGGAUGUAAAGCUCAGGUGGGACCCUGAAGACUACGGAGGAAUCAGGGUCAUACGUGUCCCUUCAGACUCUCUCUGGACCCCAGACAUCGUGUUGUUUGAUAACGCAGACGGACGUUUUGAAGGGGCCAGCACGAAAACCGUCGUCAGGUACGACGGCACCAUUACCUGGACCCCACCGGCAAACUACAAAAGUUCCUGUACCAUAGACGUCACAUUUUUCCCAUUUGAUCUCCAGAACUGUUCCAUGAAGUUUGGUUCUUGGACUUAUGAUGGAUCACAGGUGGACAUAAUUCUGGAAGACCAAGAGGUAGACAAGAGGGAUUUUUUUGAUAAUGGAGAAUGGGAGAUCGUGAGUGCAACAGGAAGCAAAGGGAACAGAACCGACAGCUGUUGCUGGUACCCGUAUGUCACUUACUCGUUUGUGAUUAAGCGUCUGCCUCUCUUUUAUACCUUGUUCCUCAUUAUCCCCUGUAUUGGGCUCUCAUUUUUAACUGUACUUGUCUUCUAUCUUCCUUCAAAUGAAGGUGAGAAGAUUUGCCUCUGCACUUCAGUACUUGUCUCUCUGACUGUCUUCCUUCUGGUCAUUGAAGAGAUUAUACCCUCCUCUUCCAAAGUAAUACCUCUGAUUGGGGAGUAUCUGGUGUUUACCAUGAUUUUCGUGACACUGUCAAUUAUGGUGACGGUCUUUGCCAUCAACAUUCAUCAUCGUUCUCCCUCGACACACGCCGCUAUGGCCCCGUGGGUCCGCAAGAUAUUUCUCCACAAGCUUCCAAAACUGCUCUGCAUGAGAAGUCACGUAGAUAGGUACUUCACCCAGCAGGAGGAAACAGAGAGGAGUAGUGGACCAAAAUCUUCCAGAAACACAUUGGAAGCUGCACUUGAUUCUAUUCGAUAUAUUACAAGACAUGUCAUGAAGGAGAACGAUGUCCGUGAGGUUGUUGAAGACUGGAAGUUCAUAGCCCAGGUUCUGGAUCGGCUGUUCCUGUGGACUUUCCUUCUGGUUUCAGUUGUUGGCUCUCUUGGGCUUUUUGUUCCUGUGAUUUAUAAAUGGGCAAAUAUAACAAUUCCUGUUCAAAUUGGAAAUGCAAUUAAGUGAUGCUUCCCUAGGGGCUGUGGUAGGAAUUCAGUUACCAAAAGGCAUAUACACCUUAUGGUACCUGUAGACUUCUGAAAAUGUCAAUCGUGUUUCAAAUUUUAUGCAAGCUCUAACAGAGUAACAGUUGCUCAUAUCAGUUUAUCUUAAUAGAUGGCCCAUCUGCAUGAGUAAAGUAAUAACUAACUGAAUACCAUUUGGUCUUCUAAAAAUAGCAGGAAAAUAUUAUCUGACGUGUACUAGUAAAACUCUAAUGUUUUUAGAGUUAAUCCAGGCUAAUAAUACUUUGUAAUUUGUAAUAUUUGUAAUCAACAGUGAAGUUCAUAUUUUAAUGCACUGGAAAAUUCCUGUUGUUUUUGAAGAUGGACUUCAAAACUUUUCCUGCAUUUGGUAAAGGUACACAUUUUUAAAUUCCUUCUGUCCCGUAUCUACUGGAGAACAUUUAGUCUCUAUUACAGUGUUAUACCCCUACAUUAGGUAAGCUGACUACUUAGCGUGAUAAUGAUAGAAUAUGAUGCUGAUUUUCUAUAACCAAAAGUUAAAAAAAAUAAAAAAUAGCAAUUGGGAACUCCUUUAAGUCUUACUUUAUUCUUUAGAUACUUAAACUGAAUAAUUAUUAUGUUAUUUUCACAGCUCACUUUCUGUUGUAAAAUCAUACAACAGACCGCUCCUGUGGACAUGCAGUGGCAUAUCUUUAAUAUUAAUUUCAAUCCCCUGUCCACAUUUUCCACAAUUAGAACCAUCUUCUAUACAAAUUGUGGUAACAUCUCUUUAUUCUUCAUCUUAGAAGAAUCCAUAGCGAUUAAGUGAAUCCCAUUUUAAAAACAUGUUGAUGGAUACUACUAAAUGAUUUCUGUGAGAAAAUGAUCUUUCGAAAUUAAAAAUGGUAGUCUAAUUUAGUAUGAGCACAUCAAAUGUUUUACAUACCUGUGAAGUUUCCAUUUUAUCUCUUUCAUUCCAACAUUUACAAUACUAGAAUCUGAGAGUUUCAAGGACCCUUAGAAGUAAUGUAGUCUUAGCCUGUUACUACUUACGUAGUAUAGUAUCAUGGGUCACAGGUAAGCAAGUUAAAUUUCAUCUCUAAAUGUUCCUGAAUUAGCUACGACCAGGAAGAAUACACUGAUAGAACUUUUGCACUUGAUCUAGAACUUUAAGCUCUUGAGAGAACAAAUGCCUUAUUUAUUUAUGGUAUGUUACCCACUUGUGUCCAAAUGAAUGCUUGAAUCUGUCUUUUCUUGUAGAUAGGCAUUUAAUACCAUUUAAUAAGUGAAAGUCUGGUUUUAUUAAUUUACAUUGCCUGUUAGCUAUUUCAGCAUGUAUGAUGUCUGUCCAGAAAAAGUCCUGCCAGGCCUGUCCAGGAAAAGUCUAGCCAUCAAGAAUGUUUGCGCUACAUUGAUGUAAGCUG
Molecule: messenger RNA, 3860 nt
Organism: Artibeus jamaicensis (Jamaican fruit-eating bat)
Lineage: Eukaryota; Metazoa; Chordata; Mammalia; Chiroptera; Phyllostomidae
Gene: CHRNA5
Product: cholinergic receptor nicotinic alpha 5 subunit
Exons: 9
Coding region: 1064-2458 (464 amino acids)
Biological process (GO): monoatomic ion transmembrane transport; nervous system process; signal transduction
Cellular component (GO): synapse; postsynaptic membrane; neuron projection
Molecular function (GO): transmembrane signaling receptor activity; acetylcholine-gated monoatomic cation-selective channel activity
Source: RefSeq, a predicted model, not a curated record